Lycium ferocissimum is the source of this 2349-nucleotide messenger RNA. RefSeq lists its product as uncharacterized. The record is from RefSeq and is a predicted model, not a curated record. Bases 1 to 2349 code for a protein of 782 amino acids. Lineage: Eukaryota; Viridiplantae; Streptophyta; Magnoliopsida; Solanales; Solanaceae. The transcript has 3 exons.
AUGGGUAUCAAUUUCAGGAAAAACAUCAGGGUUUAUAACUCCAUGUUUGCAUUUACAUCUAUGGGAGGCCGAGUUGACAGAUCUAUAAAUCGUUCAAAGGGCCCAUAUGUGUUCAGGAUGAGUGGUCAAAAUUAUCAUCACAUUGGCUCUCUGUUGCCAGAAAUAGGCAAGAGCCCACGGUUUGCCCAGCUCUAUAUAUAUGAUACUGAAAAUGAGAUAGAUAACAGAAUGAAUAGUCUGAUGCAUGAAGAAGUUGAUCCACAAAUUGUACGGGGGAUAUCUGAAAUGCUAGACGAGCAUAAUAUUUUGGUAAAAUCAUUUCGGAUGGCAAGGGAUAGAUAUAAAGAUCAACCAGAAUCUGUGUUCCGUCUGCGACUUCUUUCAGACAGGACUAAAGAUGGCAGACGAUACAAUAUAUUAACGGCUUCUGAAGUCGCUGGGUUAAUAAUAGGUGAUCUUACUGAUGAAAACUUCCAGCGAGAUGUUGUUGUAGAACAUCGACAAAACGGACUUCAAAGAAUCACAGAUUUACACCCAAGUUUCAUGUCUAUGACUUAUCCAUUAAUACACCCGUACGGCGAAGAUGGAUAUAGGCUUGGAAUUCUUCUGGAAGAUGUAACCAACAAAACAUACAUCAGACAAAAAUUGACAAUGAGACAGUUUUACGGAUUCAGGAUACAACAAAGGCUUAAUGAGGGCUACACUCUUCUACAAGCUGGUAGACUAUUGCAGCAGUACAUCGUGGAUGGUUACAUGGCAAUUGAGGAAGAGAGAUUCCGAUAUAUCCGGAAUAACCAAACAAAGCUUAGGUCUGAUCUUGCUUCCGGAUUGAUGGAUGCUGUUGUUCGAGGAGAUUCUGAUUGUUCUAUGGUAGGGAAAACUGUCCUAUUGCCUUCAACGCACACUGGGGGACCUCGAUAUAGGGCACAAAACUAUCAAGAUGCAAUGGCGCUUUGUAGGUGGGCUGGAUAUCCGGAUUUGUUCCUUGCUUUCACUUGCAACCCAAAGUGGCCAGAAAUAAAUGAAAUGUUGCGCUUAAUUGGCCAAGAAAAUGAUGGAAGCCGGGUCGACAUCAUAUGCAGAGUCUUCGAGAUAAAAUUAUUCCACCUCAUGCAGCAUCUGAAUAAGCAGAAGCCUUUUGGAAAAAUAAUUGCUUGUAUAUAUACAAUAGAGUUCCAAAAGAGAGGCUUACCCCAUGCACAUAUAUUGCUCUUCUUGCAUCAAACAUUAAAAAGUCCCUCUACAGAUCAUAUUGACAAAAUAAUAUCAGCAGAAAUACCUGAUCUUGAAGCUGAUCCUGAUGGUUACAAUGCAGUGAAGAACUUUAUGAUGCACGGACCUUGCGGAGAACUGAAUCCCCACUGCCCAUGUAUGAAGCAGGGCAAGUGCACAAAAUAUUUUCCAAAGAAAUUCAAUGACCGAACAAAUUUUGACUCGGACGGAUUCCCCAUUUAUAGGAGAAGGAACACGGCUGUGGAAGUGAAGAAAAAUGGCGCCUACUUAGACAACAGAUAUGUCGUCCCUUACAACAGGAACUUGAUUGUCAAAUUUGAUGCACAUAUAAAUGUUGAAUUGUGCAAUUACUCAAGGUCAGUGAAGUACCUAUUCAACUAUGUCCAUAAAGGGUCUGAUAGAGCAACUGGACAAAACACAAUAGUAUUCGAAGAGGAUAGGCGAGCUGAAAAUGUACUUAGUAGACCCGAUAUAGACAGGACAAAAUUCACUGAAUGGUUUGAAGCCAACAAAGUAUAUGAGGAUGCCCGAGAACUAACAUAUUCUGAUUUCCCUACGCGUUGGGUCUGGAAUGCGACAGACAAAAAAUGGAAAAGAAGACAAAAUGGGAGGUCAUUUGGGAGAAUUUACUUCGCACAUCCUGCAAGUGGAGAGCGAUUUUACAUGAGAAUGCUGCUUAAUUUUGUCAAAGGAUGCACCUCAUUCGAAAGCAUCAGAACAAUCAAUGGAGUCAAGCAUAAAACCUACCAAGAAGCAUGCUACGCAUUAGGAUUGUUAGAUGAUGAUAAAGAAUGGAAUGACUGCUUGGCUGAGGCAUCAAUUUGGGCCACCGGAAAUGAGUUGAGACAUCUCUUUGUAACGAUACUUAUCCACUGUCAGGUAUCUGAUUCAAGCAUGGUUUGGAAAAACAACUAUGAAAUACUAUCAGAAGAUAUACCAGCAUUGCGGAGAAAGAGAUUACGAAUGAAAAAUUUGUUGUUAAGUCAAGAACAAAUUGAAGCAUAUACAUUGUUCGAGAUUGAGAGCAUACUGUUAAAGAUGGGGAAAAGUUUGCAAGACAUAGAUGGAAUGCAAUUCCAGAUUCAGCCUUACUACGCAAUGUUGGAAAUCGUCUGA